UUUGCCUCUGAGUCACGACGCCAUCUUACUUCCUGAAAGUCCACCCAUUUCUUGAAUUUUGACUGGGGUCUUAAUACGUCUACCAGAAGGAUGAUUUUACUGGAGAUCAAUAAUAGGGUCGUGGAAGAAACGUUGACACUCAAAUUCAAGAAUGCACUAAGCGGUCUCUACUCCCAAAACAGUACAAAUGAUAAGAAAAGGGGAAAACCAGAAAGUGUUGAUAUCACUGUAGCAGAUUUUGACGGUGUCAUAUACCAUAUAUCCAACCCAGAUGGAGACAAAUUUAAAGUUAGAGUCAGCAUCUCUCUCAAGUUCUACAAAGAUCUCCAGGAGCACGGAGCAGAUGAUUUGAUCAAGCGAGAGUACAGUGCAUUCCUCACCACACCAGAAGAAGGCUACAAUGUAUCAUUAGUCUACGAUUUAGAAAAUGUUCCCUCUGAUUGGCCAGAAGUAGUCAAGAAGGCGGGGCUUCUGAAACGUAACUGCUUUGCAUCUGUAUUUGAAAAAUACUUUGAAAUUCAAGAAAAAGGGGAGGGAGGACGAAAGCGAGCUGUGAUCAAUUACAGAGAUGAGGAAACCAUGUAUGUGGAUGCAAAGAAGGAUCGAGUGACGGUGAUCUUUAGCACGGUGUUCAAAGACGAUGACGACAUCAUCAUUGGAAAGGUGUUUAUGCAGGAAUUCAAGGAAGGUCGCCGUCGCUACCAGCAGGCCCCCCAGGUGCUGUUCAGUCACCGUGAGCCACCGCUGGAACUCCAGGGGACAGACGCCAAGACCGGUGACAACAUCGGAUACAUCACAUUUGUCCUGUUUCCUCGCCACACGAGUCCUGCAGCCCGUGACAACACCAUCAACCUGAUCCAUACACUUAGGGACUACCUACACUAUCACAUUAAGUGCUCCAAGGCAUAUAUUCACUCUCGGAUGCGUGCAAAGACGUCAGAUUUCCUCAAAGUUCUCAACAGAGCCAGACCCGAGCCAAAAACAAAAGAAAGGAGGACGAUAACGGGCAGAGUUCUCCGGCAGUGAUAGAAGAUGACAGAUCUUAUUAAAAAUAAACAUUUCUAAAGAUUUCCAAACCCCCUCUACAUACAGUUACACGGAUGAUUGGAAUAUAAAAACCCCAGGAGACUUAAUAACCACAUUGAAAUAAUAAUUCUGAGAAGAAACUUUUGAAGAGAUGAAGGCAGCGAUGUUAAGACCAGGCUGAGCGUGGAUGGAACGAUAGAGGAAGGGGGGGGUCAUUAUUGUGUUGGUUGAACAACUUGAUGGUUACGUUUAAGAUGAUUCAAAAUCCCAAGGAUCAAAUUUGGGGUGGAUAUUAUAUAUGAAACAAGUUCUCUUAAGAAUUGAAUACAAUUUUAUACAUAUUAUAGUGAUUAUUAAGAUAAUUCUAGCUGAAUGAUAUUCUGUACCAAAGUUAAUUAGGGUUCGUAUGUUUCCCGUUUCCAUGGUAAACGGCAAAAGUUUAUUUGUCUGGAAGUCUCCUCUUUGCUCCUUUAGUUUCCUCAGGUAGUCUUGAGAGUUUAGGAACCUUGGGAUCAGAGCACAGAUAGUUGGAACUGGCAGCGUCCAAAGAUUUCUGCUCUGUAAUGGCCUUUUUGCAAAAUUUUAAGAAAAUUGCCAAGCUAAAACUGACACAUGCAGAUUUGUCAACCAGAACUUGAAAUGAAAAUAGUUUUGGUCUUGAAGAAAAAGGAAAAUGCAUUGAAGUAUAUUAAGCUUUGAUAACAGAAAAUUUUUUGAGAAUUGUCAUGAAAAUGCAAUGGGAUUUGUAUUGUGGGAUGGGGAGGGGGGUUUAAGAACUGUCAAAUGCCAGUGGUAAUUAUAUAUUUAAUACAGUAAUACACUUAAAAAUUGACAUUUUAUUCACAUUGCUUGUUAAAUCUUAAUAAAUCUGCAUUAGAUGAACAUUCACUUAUUUCAACCCCAUGUCAGUUGUCUUAUAUGACAUUAUUAUUAUGUUUGUAUUAUAGGGGAGUAAAAAAUAAAUACUGAAAGUAAAGUUAACAAAUUUUAA
Lingula anatina is the source of this 2017-nucleotide messenger RNA. Its product is annotated as actin-related protein 2/3 complex subunit 2. Gene Ontology annotation, biological process: actin filament polymerization; Arp2/3 complex-mediated actin nucleation. NCBI's taxonomy places the organism in Eukaryota, Metazoa, Brachiopoda, Lingulata, Lingulida, Lingulidae. Gene Ontology annotation, molecular function: structural constituent of cytoskeleton; actin filament binding. The record is from RefSeq and is a predicted model, not a curated record. Gene Ontology annotation, cellular component: actin cytoskeleton; Arp2/3 protein complex.